AUGGAGGCACUGGCCGCUGGCGUAUCCUGGGCGCUGGACCAGACAGUCUCUGCGCAGAAGAUCUUGGGCCGCCUCGGUCUCGCUUCACUGCUCGCCCACAACGUGACGGGGUCUUGGACGGAGCUUGCGUCGCAACUUUCGCCCCAAGCAUCUAUCUUGCUGCCCGAUGAGCCAUCAUUCGACUCGUCUAUACGCAGAUGGGGAGAGUGGCAUGCGCCUAGCGUGGGUGCUGUCGUGAACGUCUUCACGGAGAGUGAUAUCUCAGCUACGAUCCGGUACGCGAAUGAACAUGAAAUACCCUUCCUCGCUAGGUCUGGUGGGCAUGGCGCGACCGAAGCAUUGCAGGCUGCUAAAGACGCGAUCAUGAUUGACCUGCGGGGUUGGAACCAAGUCGAAAUAGCAGAAGAUGGAAAGACGGCAACUCUAGGCGGCGGCGCAAGCGUGAAAACGGUUGUCAAUGCCCUCUGGGCGGCAGGCAAGCAGACGACGACCGGCCUUUGCGAAUGCGUCGGUCUUUCAGCACCAAUUCUCGGAGGCGGCCAUGGUUGGCUACAGGGACAGUACGGACUGGCCUCAGACCAAGUCAUCUCAGCCCGGAUUGUGCUUCCCAGCGGCGAAGCGGUGACGGCAUCAGAGGAGACCAACCCCGAUCUCUUCUGGGCCUUGCAGGGAGCUGGACACAACUUCGGUAUUGUGACCGAAUGGGAGUACCGCGUCUACGAUAUCAAGAACAAUGCUUGGGGCUACAGCAUUUUCAUCUUCCUAGCUGAGCAUCUAGAAGAGGUAAUGGAAGUGACGAACAAAAUGAUGCAGACGCAACCGCCUGAGAUUGCCCACUGGAUAUACCUCAUUAACCUUCCCGACAUUGAUCCGUCGAGACCAAUCAUCUGGUACGCCAUCAUCAACGAUGGAAGUGCAAAUGAUACCGUCGAGUAUGCCAAGCCUCUUUUCGAUAUCGAGCAUGUCAGUGUCGAAAGUGGCUCUACCCCGAUGCCCGACUUGGCCGUGAAGGUGUUUACGAGUGAGGACAGCCUCGGUUGUGCCAAAGGCAACACUGGCCUCAGGUAUCCUAUCGGGCUAAAGAGAUACGAUCUUCCCGCCAUUCGAAAAGUGUUUGACGACAUGACCGAGAUGUCUCUCACCGUUCCCGAGCUUGGGGGCUCGUUCUUCAUGUUGGAGGGCUAUUCGACGCAGGGGGUCAAGGCUAUCGAUGAAAAGAGCUCUGCCUUCCCGCAUCGCGAUGAUGAUCUCUUGGUUACCCCUUACGUCGUGUACAAGCCAAACGCGUCUCUGGAUGCCCUAGCUCAAGGCUACGGAGAGAGGUUGCGGGGGCAUCUACUGGAAGCGAGCGACGAUCCGGAGCGGCUGCGGGCGUACGUCAAUUAUGCGCAUGGAGACGAAUCUUUGGAGUCUGUGUAUGGGUGGGAAGAAUGGAGACUGGAGAAGUUGAGGGCCUUGAAGAAGAAGUGGGAUCCAGAGAACCGGAUGAGGUUCUACAAUCCCAUUGUGUGA
Colletotrichum gloeosporioides is the source of this 1512-nucleotide messenger RNA. RefSeq names its product FAD-linked oxidoreductase azaL. The record is from RefSeq and is a predicted model, not a curated record. The transcript is spliced from 4 exons. Bases 1 to 1512 code for a protein of 503 amino acids. NCBI's taxonomy places the organism in Eukaryota, Fungi, Ascomycota, Sordariomycetes, Glomerellales, Glomerellaceae. Gene Ontology annotation, molecular function: FAD binding; oxidoreductase activity.